Molecule: messenger RNA, 1656 nt
Organism: Pelodiscus sinensis (Chinese soft-shelled turtle)
Lineage: Eukaryota; Metazoa; Chordata; Testudines; Trionychidae
Source: RefSeq, a predicted model, not a curated record
AUGGCUGCUGAGCCGCACCACCUGGAUGCAGGAGAUCCUGACCCUCGUUACACUCUGGGCCUUCGCUCCCUCUGUUCUCUAGAGCUCCAGCCGGCCCCUCCCCGCGAAGCUGGGAAUGUUGGCGCGCUGCCCGGGCCGUCCCUCCGCUCUGUCUGGGGCAGGACGGGAGCCCCAGGGAAGGGCAGGCUGGUGACACUGUUCCUGUCUCCUCCAGGCACCACCUGGAUGCAGGAGAUCCUGACCCUGAUCCUCAGCAAGGGGGACCCGGAAUCAGCCACGACCAUCCCGAACUGGGCCAGAGCGCCCUGGCUGGAGCAGAGGUACUGCAGGGACGUGCCCAGCACGCACCUCCCCUGCCAGGUCCUGGCCCCGGCGCUGAGGCAAGCCAAAACCAAAGUGAUCUACGUGGCCCGGAACCCCAAGGAUGUCGUGGUUUCCUUCUAUCAUUUCCACAAGAUGGCCAAGUUCCUGCCUGACCCCGGCUCCUUCGAAGACUUCCUCCUGCACUUCCUGGAUGGCACAGUGCAGUACGGCUCCUGGUUCCAGCACAUCAAGGGCUGGCUCGGCCAGCAGCUCGACCUGGAUCUCUUCUACAUCACCUACGAGGAACUGCACAAGGAUCUGAGUCGCUCUGUCGAGCGCAUCGCGGAUUGGCUGGGCUUCCCGCUGCAGCCGGAGGAGAUCCGAGUGAUCGAGCAGCACUGCAGCUUCUCUUCCAUGCGGGAGAACGCGAUGGUGAACUACACUCUCAUCCCCUGCGAGAUCAUGGACCACAGCCAGGGCAGGUUCAUGAGGAAAGGGAUGGUGGGAGACUGGAAGGACCACUUCAGCCCACUGCAGAACAUGCUCUUCCAGAAGAUCUACAGGGAGGAGAUGCAGGACUCCAGCCUGCGCUUCCACUGGGCCAUGGACUGAUGGAGGCCGCGCCAGCGAAGGGCACAGCUAAGGGGGCAGGGCAGGGGCUUUGUCUAGGGUUGGGACUCCCUGUACGUUGCUAGGCAACAUGUACUAGGCCUCCCUCCAGCCCACCCCAGCUAGCAGAGAAGGCUGGGAGGUGCAGGGGGGGACGUGCAGGAGAUUGGAUGCAACGUCAUGGUCACAACCACGGACACGAGCUCCUGCCCAAUAUUCCCCUGCACGCAGCUGUGAGCAUCCCAGCCCUGCCUGAAAACAAGCACCUCCUGGGCUAGGCCAGACCCCUAGGGAGGCUGCUGCCCUGGCUUCAUGCUGGAGGCCCUGCAGAAGAAGGCUCAUUCGUUCCCGUCCUCCCCCGACUUUGCACAACACCGGCUGUGGCCAGAAACAAGGAAGCAGCGGCCGCGGGGGCAGAGACGGGGACGGGCCGCAGCAGUGGUGGCUGCUAGUCCCCUGAAAGGUCAUAGGAGACCAGGCUUUCCUGUCUCCGAGCUGAGAUAAGCUUCAGAAAAGCAGAGCUGCUCUUGCAAUUCCUCAAUAAGCUGUAUUUAUACAUAGGGAAGCAGCGGAUUGCCCAGCAGGGGCCGCCAGCCUGCAGGCCACGCAACCCUGUUCUCAUUGCCAUGGUUCUCGAAGGCGCCGAGUACGCCCUGGGACGCAGGGCGGCACUGGUGCCAGCAGAACCGGUUUCUGUAUCCCACUGCUGGGGUGUAAUUAAUGAAGGAGUUCAUUCCAUGGUAA